Messenger RNA from Vespa velutina, 13713 nucleotides. It is a transcript of the gene Shaw, whose product is annotated as potassium voltage-gated channel protein Shaw. Gene Ontology annotation, molecular function: delayed rectifier potassium channel activity; protein binding. Gene Ontology annotation, biological process: potassium ion transmembrane transport; protein homooligomerization. The record is from RefSeq and is a predicted model, not a curated record. The coding region runs from base 734 to 2467 and encodes 577 amino acids. Lineage: Eukaryota; Metazoa; Arthropoda; Insecta; Hymenoptera; Vespidae. Gene Ontology annotation, cellular component: dendrite membrane; neuronal cell body membrane; voltage-gated potassium channel complex. The transcript has 5 exons.
ACAGUAGCAGCAGUAACAGCAGCAGUAGGCCGCGUCAAAGGAGCACGCUCAGAAGCGCACUCGCUGUCUUUCGACGUCGUCGAAGCGUCGCUCGCGUCGUCGGUGUCAGUCCGGUCCGUGCGCGCGAGUCGAGAGACGCGCUUCGUAAGCACGUCCGAGCUUUCUCGUCCGUUUCUCUACUUUGCUUAUUUCCUCCCCUCUUUCUCUGUCUCUCUCUCUCUCUCUCUCUCUCUCUCUCUCCCUCUCUGUAAUAUUCAUAUUUCAUUUCUCUUCUUUUAACUUUCUCAUUUAUUCUUUUCUUGUCACUACCCAAAGUACGAGGAUGAGUCCGUGUCGAUUCAUUGCAAGUACCGAGGCGUAGUCGCUGGAAGAAGAACAGGAAAAAAAAAUAAGUGCUCGAGAAAAGAAAGAAAAGAAAGGAAGCUCUCUUUCGUGUUUUACAUUAAAAUACGAGAAAGUAAGAAGUAAGAAGUAAGAAGUAGAAAAAUGGGGAAGGUGUACGAUUCAAGCAACGAGUGCCGUCGCUGAGAAGAUGCCACCGCGGAAGAAGUACGAGACAUGAAGAGACUGCGAUCAAGGUUACCGUUCUCGUAUUGGACGACGAAUACAUUCGCUGACGAUGAUGACCGAGGAGAAUCGACCGAUUUACCACCCCUACUGGUAGCAACGUGCUCUACGAAGGACACGUGGGUUUCUUCCAGUCAGGGCAGGCGGUAGCAGAGCCGUGAUCAAAAUGAACCUGAUAAACAUGGACGCGGAGAACCGCGUGGUUCUUAACGUGGGUGGGAUACGGCAUGAAACAUAUAAGGCGACCUUGAAGAAGAUCCCGGCGACGAGGCUCUCGAGGUUGACUGAAGCCCUCGCGAACUACGAUCCGAUCCUCAACGAAUACUUCUUCGAUAGGCACCCAGGAGUCUUCGCUCAGGUUCUCAACUAUUAUCGCACUGGAAAACUCCAUUAUCCCACGGACGUCUGCGGGCCACUCUUCGAAGAAGAACUCGACUUUUGGGGUCUCGACUCCAAUCAAGUCGAACCUUGUUGUUGGAUGACAUAUACCCAGCAUCGGGACACGCAGGAAACGCUGACGGUCCUGGACAGGUUGGAUUUGGACACGGAGAAGCCGACGGAUGAGGAACUGGCCAGAAAGUUUGGCUUCGAGGAAGCCUAUUACGAGGGCACUCUCACCUGGUGGCAAAAACUCAAGCCUCAAAUGUGGUCGCUCUUCGACGAACCGUACUCCUCUCCUGCCGCCAAGGUAAUCAGCAUAGUUUCGGUCUUCUUCAUCUGCGUCUCCAUACUGUCAUUCUGCCUGAAGACUCAUCCUGACAUGCGAGUGCCAGUGAUAGUGAAUCGGCCGGUGAAAGCGGGCAACAUGACGUCUUGGGUGCUCGACAAAACGCGCACGAACGCCCACGACGUCUUCUUCUACAUCGAGUGUGUCUGCAACGCUUGGUUUACCCUGGAGUUCCUUAUACGGAUAACAGCAAGUCCAAAUCGUUGCGUCUUUAUAAAAAGUUCGGUCAAUUUGAUCGACAUGGUGGCAACAUUGAGUUUCUACCUUGACUUGGCAUUGCAACGAUUCGCAUCCCAUCUGGAAAACGCGGACUUUCUUGAAUUCUUGAGCAUCAUACGUAUAAUGAGGCUGUUUAAGCUCACCCGUCAUUCAUCCGGCCUGAAGAUUUUGAUCCAAACGUUCCGUGCCUCGGCAAAGGAACUGACCCUGCUGGUAUUCUUUCUUGUCCUCGGCAUCGUGAUAUUCGCAAGUCUGGUGUACUACGCCGAGAGGACCCAAUCAAAUCCAGAGAAUGACUUUAAGAGCAUACCUCUCGGCUUAUGGUGGGCUCUUGUGACGAUGACCACGGUUGGUUACGGGGACAUGGUACCGAAGACAUAUGUGGGAAUGUUCGUAGGCGCGCUAUGUGCCCUGGCCGGUGUCCUCACGAUCGCCCUGCCGGUGCCCGUGAUCGUCAGCAACUUUGCGAUGUAUUACAGUCACACGCAGGCGCGAGCCAAGCUACCAAAGAAGAGACGUCGUGUCUUACCCGUCGAACAGCCAAGGGUCAGGGCGCCAGGCGCGCCUCCCGGUGUUGGACCAACUGGCAUUGGUGCUACUGGUGUUGGUGGAACCGUUGGUGGACCUCCUGGAGUUGGAGGACAUGGACCGGUCAGCCAACACGCCACGACCGGUGGGGGCCCUCCGUCCUCUGGCGUCACGCAUGGACAGCAACCAGCUGGUGGUUGCCCUCCUCCUCAUCAGGGGCCUCAGAACCGUAGGAUGAACGCCAUCAAGACCAAUCAUCCCAAGGAUCCCUUCGCUACCAAAUCAGGUACCCUGACAUUCUCUCUCUUUCUCUCUUCUUUACUUUCCAAUCUUUUUCAAAACCCUUCCUCUUCUUCGUGUAGUCGUGUAGUCGAUUUCCCUUUUUCUCGUACGGUGGGUUCCAGAGGAAGACCGGAGGAACUCUAACCUGCGGACCAACGGGACCAAGACUACUGGAGGCUUGGGUUAAGCCGAUAUCGAGGCUACUCUCCACUGCCGAUGCGUUCGCCGAACGGAAGAAGAAGACAGAGUUGAAGGUUAGAGGGAACAGCUCGCAAGUCCGCUCAAUGAUCAAUAAGCUUUGCGGACAUUUUUACGAUGAGACAGUCGGCGGCUGUCCUCCGGAGUACUCUCUUUCCCUCUUUUUCCCUCUCGCUCGCUCGUUCUCACUCUCUCCCUCUCUUCCUCUCCCCUCUACCAAAUCUUUUCUCUCUUUCUCUCAUAAACGUAAAGCAAUCACGCACGAUAUGACGUAGGACAUCCGAGCUAAAAUCUCUGAUCGCUUUGCAGAACAAGGAUAUCAAACAAUAUUUACUAAUCUCCUUCAAUAUUUUUAUUCCAAGCCCUUAUAAGUAUCAUAAAGUUACGAUUUGAUUGUUUUUCCCUUUACCUUUACCUUUAACCACAGGAGGUCCUUCUAUUUUCGGUCAGCCUUUCUUUAAGUAACGUGACGAGCUAAGAAACCGGUAAAUAUAACUCGUAGGAAACAACGCUCGUUAAAUGUCGAAGAUAGCUUAUUCUCUACAUUAUAAAAGAUCGAGGUCAGAGGAAAAAGAAGAAGGAAAAAAGGGAAACGUUGAAAAAAAAAACGCGUAAUCGUGAGAGACUUUGAAAAGAGUGAACGACGGAUAUGUAAGUCGGAAGAAAAGAAAGAUCGACAAUUAGAAACGGAUUCUUUUCGUUCGUUUGUAUGUUCGUUGUAGUCCUUUGACUCUUAUUCGCUGAAAUGCACGGAGCUUAUCGAUGUUCCGAUACAUAAGGCUUACGCGUAAGCGAUCGUUCAGACUCAUCCUUUCCGGAAUGCACGCUACGGCCUAAGGUCGACUCGGAACGUGUAUCGAGCGCUUGAGAUUUUCCAAUAUCAGCAUACUCGUUCGUUCCGUCCGACACGUUUGCGGACUCCGCCAACUCGUUGGCCCCAUCCAAACCAGCGCGAUUUUAGACUUACGAAUACGCUUCGGUACACCUGAAAAAGCAAUGGAUUCUUGAAAUUACAGCGAAUCGAUGUGCAUUUGAGAUAUAUACCCCUAUACGUAUGUAUAUAUAUAUACAUAUAUAUAUAUAUACACAUAUAUAUAUAUAUACAUAUAUAUAUACAUUUAUAUACAUAUAUACAUAUAUAUAUAUAUAUGUAUAAACAUAUAUAUAUUAGAGAAAAGAUAAAUCCGGAUCUAAAGUAGGAACCAGACGUAUCUAUCUUUCAGAUUAACUUGUUGAUCGAUGGAAGAGAUGCUUCGAAGGGACCAUGUCAAAAAUAUAUCUCUGUAUGAGUGAACGUAUGUAUGAAUGUAUAUAUACAAACAUCCUACAUAUCUAUCAAACAAUCGCCGAACAGGAUAAUCGUGAUUUUUCAUUUAUACGUUUGCUUUUAACGAACGUCGUUUAACGACUUAAUGAAUUAAAGUCGGUCUUGUUCUUUUUAUGGCGAUAAGCGCUUUAUCAUCCCCAACCGCUUAAAGCGACAUCGGUAAUCAGGUUAGAUUCUAGGGGAUAAUCGAUACCGACGAUCUUUAUAUAGUCAACGAAAUGAGUUUUUCUCAAUCACUUUCUUUCUUUUUUUUCUUUUUUAGUUUUUUUUUCUUUUUCUUUUUUUUCUUUAUUUUCACGAUCAGAAAGCGAAAACGGGAACUCUAAAAUUCUUUCUCGGAACUUUAACGAAACGACCCAUUUCGUUUAUUCUACUCUUUGACCACAGUCCGAUUAGAUGGUUACGCGUUUCGUAGACUCUGUAAACAACUUCGUCGCGCUUGUUUCUAACUAUAGCAGGAAACGUAAGUUCGGAGAAAACGUACAGGAGAAACGUACAGGAGAAAUUCUCAUUUUACGUUUUCUGUUUACAUUUUAUACUCGAGAUAAAAAAUUUACUUAGGCUAAAGUGUGACAUUUGAGUUAUAAUUAUAUAAUUAUUAAAUAAAAUUUCCUAUUUUAUACGCAUGAUAAAAUUUAUCGAUAUAUAUUAAUGAAACAAAAGCGAUGGGAAGAUUUGAUAAAAAAAGAGAGAAACAGGGAAAGUGUAAAAGAAAGAGAGAGAGAGAAAGAGAGAGAGAGAGAGAGAGAGAGAGAGAGAGAGAGAAAGAAAGAGAGAAAUCAGUCAAGUAUAUAAUACGAAAAAGAAUAAAAAUAUGUAAGCGAAGCAUUAAGAGUUUCUAGCGUGUUCCUACGAAACGCAUAUUUUCGCGCGAAAUUAAUAUACAACACCGAACUUAGAAUUCCACAAGCACUUAUAUAUGUAUAUCCUUUGCACAUCCUGAAUAAGUACCGCCGGGACCAAUCACCAAGCACCUCCUUUUUCUCUUUCAUCCUUAAAGCCUUUCCUGUCCCUUCCACUCUUAUUCCCGAUCAUUAAAUUACCCUUAAAAUAAAGUGGUACAUUGCUCUCUCUCUCUCUCUCUCUCUCUCUCUCUCUCUCUCUCUCUCUCUCUUUCUCUUCCUUUAUCUCCUUUUUUCCUUAUAAACAACGAGCAAAUUUACAUGCAUUUAACAAAUGGCAAGGUUGUAUAUGUAUCGUCACUGCACUAAAAAUAAAAAGAGAGAAAGAGAGAGAGAAUGAGAGAAUGAGUUAAGAAAUCAAAUCGACGAGCUUAAUUAAACAACGCGUGGAUGUCGUACGAAUGCAAACGCAAAUGAAUAAAAGCAACAACUUCCCUAUCAGAGUUUAAGAAAUCUUUGGCUCUGCAUCGAGUAUGCACUCAAGUGUGUCUUGCAACGGAAUAAAUUCGCUCGGUAUAUUGUGUUCUUUGUAUGUAUUUAUGAUAGCAGCUAUUAUCUAGUCGACUUGAGACGGUAAGCAAGGCACGUCUCCUGAUAUCGACGAAAAUGUCGAUGCGAAUCGAUCUAAGCGAGUUUUCCGAUUAUUUUUCCCUUUGAUCUCUCCUUCUCUCGUGAGACAAAGAAGUAAACAAGAACAAUGUCAAUGUUGCCUUCUGAUUCGAUCUUGUUGUUGUUGUUAUCCUUGUCUCUGUAGUCUUGUUGUUCAAUGAUCUCUCUAAUGGCUUUUCUUUUUACGAUCCAUCAAACAAUAAACGGGAUAACGUGUGUAUGGUCCGUACAUGUUUUGAAGCGGCCGUGAUAUUGCUACAAGUGAAUUCUCCAGAUUUUCUAAAGUAAUACGAUCUUCGGCGAAAUCUCAUGGAACAAUUGAAGAAUAGAAAAUUCGAAAUUCCCUCGUAUCGAAUACUUUGUCGAACUGACUCGGUCAAUCAAUAAAUUCAAAUCGAUGAACUUUAAAAAUAUUUUAAAAGAAGGAAAGAGAGAGAGAGAGAGAGAGAAAAACUAGAUCGGUGCGUUUCAAAUAAUCGAGUUAACUUGAUAAGUCUUUUAAAGAACUUUUGCAUUUGUGAGGUGGUUGGACGAAAAGGUAAGCGAAAUAAAGAAACGAAAGAUGAGAUGAAAAGAGAGAGAGAGAGAGAGAGAGAGAGAGAGAGAGAGAGAGAGAACAAAUAAAAGAAUGCAUAUCCGCGGCGGGCACAAUAAGCACGCACGCACAACAGUUUUUAAAGAGAAAUGAAGAACAAGUGUAUCGUCGGUUAGGUGUGUGCAUGGAAAAAAAAAUAUAUAUAUAUGUAUAUAUACGUAUAUAUAAUAUAUAGUAUAUAUAUAUAUAUAUAUACAUAUAUAUAUAUGCAUUCGUCACUCUGAAUCGUUACUAUACGACAUGGAGAUUGAAUUCCACUAACGAAGGAUUUUUUCUACAAGUAUCUUUUUAAUUAAAAAAACACAAGCACGGAGAAUUUCAGAGAGAUGUUUUCUUUGACCAUGUAGCAAUCGUCUUCAAUUCUUGGACAUUCUUGAAGCGAUGCGAAUAUUCCUUGAAUUUACAGUCAUUGUAAUUACAUUAAUUAACGCAUCUUUAUUGCUCAACGAUAUACCAAGAAAAUAGAAUAGAGUUAAGGAUAAUAAAAAACGAAGGUGAAAAAUAUCGUUGCCUGCGAAGAAUCGGUCACCUUCUUUUAAAAAUAGUUGUAGUUAAAGCAUUUGCAUCUAAAGAAUGUUCAAAAGAAUCUAUGCGAAGCUUCAAGAACGUUCAAACUCUUUAAUGAAAUUUUUAAUAAAAUCAAGUCGAAUGGAUUGAAGCGAUGCACGAAAUGAUGCACGUCAUAUCGACGAUUAACGUACGAGACACACCGAACCGCAUGUGAAAACAGAAACACACAUGAACAUAUACACAUAAAAAGAAACACACUCUCACUUGCAUUCGUUGACCACCGCCCUUUUACACGUUUUAUCAGUCCUUUUGACUUUGUAGAUAGAGUUGUACGAUUUUUCUUAACGAACGCCAACGUCGAGCUGUCGUCGAUGCUGUGGUAUCGCAAAUUAUAAACCUACGAGAUUAUUCAAUAUUAUUAUAAAUCGAAAAGGGGAGAGAGAAGAAACAACAUGCGCGGAAUCUCCCAACAUGUCGAACGUGUGUAUUAGCACCAAAGAGGAAGACGAAUUUUACAUUAAAUACAAUACGUGUCGUCAACGUAACCGUAUUAACAAGCAUUAUCAUUUCUAUUCUUGUAACAUCGUCAUCAUUAUCGCUAUGAUCCUUGUCGUGAUCGUCGGCGCAUUUCGUGACGCAUCACGUAACACGAUGUAACCAUAACAUGCCGCUCGACGAGAAGAGAAGUCUAGCUCUGGAAAUAGGUUCGCGUCGAAUCUCGUACAAACGUUAUACGUUACCACGCAAUAUCGCCGACGAAAAUCUCGGGAGGUAUCUAGGGGACCGAGCGGAUGAAUAAAACAAAAAAAUAAUAUAAAAUAAAAAAGGCAAAUUAUAUAUAUACAUAUAUAUAUAUAUAUAUAUAUAUAUAUGUAUAUAUAUGUAUAUAUAUGUAUAUAUAUAUGUAUAUAUAUAUGUAUAUAUAUAUAUAUAUAUAUAUAUAUAUAUAUAUAUAUAUAUAUAUCUAUUAUUGUACCGAGAGUUGUGCGCUGCGUUUACGAUUUAAGCUAGUUUGUUUGUAAAUAAAAACUAUUUGACUCUUUGACACACUUGUCUAAUAUACAAAUAUGUAUCUUCCUCUUCAAUUCCUUCAAGUGUAAUCCCUUUUCUCCUCUUUCAAUUUCAUUCAUCAAGACGUUCCUCCUUUCUGCUCUCGCAAUUUAACGCUACACAAGAUCACACCAUUGAAACGUUUAAGGUACACAUCGUAGCUGUUCAUACAUAAGACACAUGCCAACAUUAUCCUCCAGUGUUGUCCCUGUAUCCUCUCCAGGACCAAACGCAACCCUUAUACGAAAGGGCGUUGCCCAAGUCUCCACACGACAAUUUCCAUCGGUGUCUAGCUCGUCUCGUUCGCACAACGAAUUUCCGCAAUGUUCGAGAUUGCAAAUUCCGACACCAUUGUUGCCGGGCUAAAACAAACGAAUUGCCGUCUUUAUCGGUUCUAUCUCUCUUUCUCUCUCUCUCUCUCUCUCUCUCUCUCUCUCUCUCUCUCUUUUUCUUUUUUUCUUUGUCACCAUUUGUGAUUAACAAUUGAAUUUGAAAUGUUCUACAGCGAAUAAGACCGCACAAACGUUCGAAGUUCCAUCAAUAAAUAAAAAAUAAAAUAGAUGAUAUAGUACCGUGAUAAAUUCCUCGAAAUCACAAGGUAUAAGAACUUUGUCUCUGCAUCUUCUAGUUAUAACAGUUAAAGGUGUAACAGUCUCUUGUCCAUCCGGACCACUUCCAGAUCCUUCCAUUAAAAAAUCCGUUUGUCCAGCGUCAGUAGAGUUACCGUUAACGUUAUUACUACCGUUGGUACUGUUAUUAGGUUUUCUUCUGGGAACAGUGGUUGUAGCAUUCGAUUCAAUUUGUCCUGAUCUCGAAGCUCCUAUUCGAAAAGAAUCUUUCGAACAAGGAGUGUAAGAAAUACCACACAUUUCCUUUUCUUGACGAACACAAACUAAAUAGUCCUGAUCAGCUAAAAAUCUCCCAUUUGGUAGAUAAUUCAUAGUUUUAAGGGUGCCAUUAGGUGAACGAAAGUAUUGAAGGCACCCGGCCGGUGCACGAUCUUCGAAACCCAAUUGGAUCACUCUCAUUUCCCACAUUCGCGAAUGAAGUCCAUUCGGUAGCUUAAAGUCAAGGGUCACAGGUUCGUCGGCCUCGUUUACGUCUAAAUAUACUGACCGCACGAAUACGUAUCUAUAUAAUAUAUUUCUUAAAUAAACUACGAAAGAAGAGAAUAGUGUGUUAUACUCACUGUGCUGCCCGCUAUUCCACCCACACAAUCUUAGAGACGACCUAUUACCAUUCCUAAUUUCCAUAAUAUCUUCGUCACAGAUGCCAGUUCUUCUAUUAGGUUGACCCUAAAAUCAUUAAUAGAUUGUCAGAAAAUUCCUAAGUGUGAAAAGAUGAUUAAUCUCACUAUGGAUAUCUCGAUAGAUAAACCUUUCCUUAAAGAUAGACUUCUUUUUAAGUCGUAAGAGCCAAGAGUUCGUUUUAAAAAUUCAAUACGAAACUUUGAAGAUGUUAGUUGCCGCCAAGUGUUUGAGUUCUUUCUAGAUUUUAAGAGAAGUUCUCUUUUGUACUUAAGAAAAGUGCUAAUACAUCCCCUAAGAUACUUAUAUGGAAUAAACUGUAAUGAUUAAUGAUCUAAAUUCGAAAUCCCAUCGGUUCAUUCUAAUGUAACCUAACUAAAUUCGAUUUAUUUACUAACUUUAUAUAUACUUUUGCAAAUUUAAUUAAACCCAAAUUAUCAUAAAAUCGUCCCCAUUAAACAACAAGAACUACUCGAAUACAAGCGUGACUGAAGUAUCAAGAAAUAGUAGAAUUCGCACUUACUAUGUUGAAGUGUAUGAAGUCAAUCCUCAAUUGGCUGACCUGCCUAUCGAUCUUCCGGACGACUACCGAGCAGUUCAUGGGUCGGUCGAUGAGGUUCGGGAAACCAGGACUGGUCACGUAGGUCAGAUUAUUUUGCACCUCUUGAUCGCAACUCGCCGUAACUUAUAGUGGGAAAAAUUAAUGAAUAACGAUGAAAAACAUUCGCAUGUACGUUCUCAAUGCGUAAAAUUAUUCAAAUAUAUUCAGCCUCCCUUAAAAAUUCAAAAACUUGUUCGUUUCGUCUUUUCUUUUUUUUUCACAGAAGAAUAACCAUAAUCAUUAAAGAAACUUUUUCAAUUCAAUCGAAGACUUGAAAAAGCAAAUUUUGUUUCGUACACUCGAAUAUAUUACUGUAUCUUUUAAACCUUAUCAAUUACGUUUCUUUUGCCUCUUUGACCCUAAAUAGCAGAGUUCUUUUCUCGAGGGUAACGAGUCCUUAAAUAAUUGAAGAAGUUUGAAACGCAAUAAACCAACGACGUGGAAAGAAAUACUGUAAUUAAAUUAUUUCUCAAUAGUGCCCACUCGACUAUAUUUCAGUCAACCUUUUCAAGAUAAAUUUCGCGUCGAGAUGAAAUCGCUAGUAAAGGUACCGAAGUAUAAAAGACCGUAUAUUCGUAUAACUCAACUGAGAUAAUAUAAAUUUCAUUGUUCAACUACGAUCGACCUAUCUACAAAUUGAUUUUAUAAGAACGUUUUGGAUUCCUUAAAAUAUUUCAAGACAAAGCAGAUAAUAACCAAUGUGUUCGCAUUUCAAAGUAUUAUCACUUUCACGCUGAAUGUCUUUCCAUAAAAUAGUCAUAAAAUGAUAGAUUGAAAAAUUAAUAAAUACAACAUUCAAUCAUCCUAUAUAGAAUUAACAAGUAAAAUUCAUUACUUUAACAAAUAAUAUUAAUAACAAUUAAAUGACGUUUAUAUUUACAUGUCCAUUCUUAUUCGAGUAAAAUUUUCAAUUUCUGAUUUCUGAAGUGAAAUUAAAAAUCUGGAUAUAUAUACCGUUAGGAUUUUUUCUAAGAAAAAUAAGAGAGAGAGAGAGAGAGAGGGCGAGAAAUCAUGAUGCGACAUUCUUAUGCCAGUCCAGAGUUCCGAUAACGAGUUCUCAUUCAGGCAUUCAGUGGCCGUUUUAGAGUCUCCGGGGCUCCAUUCAACGGCUGUGUCUAUACCACACAUUUACCAUCUCGUUUCGUAGAUUUUACUCCCUCCAUCGUACAUAGUACGAAACAACAUUACAAAUUUACAGGCCAACCGGUAUCGACGCUCGUCGAGAAGGAAUUCUACUUUGUAAACUUUGAUCCUUUAUAAAAGUAGGUAAGAAAUAAACAAUAACAACGACGAAGAUAUCAGAUCCGAUAAAUUUGAUUUACAAAUAAGUAAAUAUAUAUGCAGGUAUGUAUGCACGUAUAUACAUAUGUACCUACGUAUAUAGAAGGUGCACAUUCACAAUUACAUCGAUUAACAUGACGUAGAAAUAUCAUAAUAUCUAGAUUUGCUCUUUCAAAUUAAUUUAUAUUUGUUUAGCAUUCGUUAAGAACGUAAAGUCGGAAGAUACUGAACGUGUCUUCGUCGCUUAAUUUCCCUCGAGAAAUAUCGUUCUGCAUCUUAGAAAUACAAAUUGCUUUAAUCUUAGUUAAAGUAAAAUUUCUAACGAUAGAAUUCAUAAUGAUGAAAGAAAGGGAAAGAAAGAAAAAGAUAAAAAUAGAGAAAGAAAGGAAGAAAGUAUUAAAUCUUCUAAGAAUAUUCUCUUUCUCUCUUUCUUUCUACCCCUAGUAAACAUAAAGGUUGAUAUUUCAACGAAAAUUAAAGUCCGAUAUCUCGCAUAAUUAAAUAUCAAGUUAAUUGCUCGGCCUCGCGUGGUGACUACUCGACAGGUAUAUUAAGCGGGAUCCGAUGGAAACGUGACUAAAGUUAGCUUUCGCCUAACUUAAGAUACUUUACUAAUUAUCGAAUCACGAUGCUAUGACGGGAGCUUUCGUGACGUUAACGACGUAUAGAAAAAUUUCUCCUGGUAAUAUUUUUAUACCAGUUGGGUAUAACUAGUUGGAUAUGACUAUUUUUACGCAUAUGUUUAUAUACAUAUGUAUGUGUAGGUGUAUGUAUGUAUAUAUAUAUAUAUAUAUAUAUAUAUAUAUAUAUAUAUACAAAUUUGAUAAAUGACUCAACAACAUAUCCCAAUAAGAAAGUAGAAUUGCGUUCUUCUCGACUUUGAUCGAAAUUCAAUUAAACUAACGUAGAAAAUACGAAUAUCCGGGUGACGAAUCCCAAUAUCCGGAUGACAAAUCCGUAAGAUCCGACUGUCCGAGAGCACGAGGCACGUCCUUUUCAUCGUAAUCGGAUUACCUCGAUAUCCGGAUACCUGACGAACCUUCUUUUCCCAGCUAAUGAAUGUGGGGAAAAAAAUCACGUGAUCUUGGCCAAACAAUCUACCAAUAACUAUUUCUAAUAUAAAAUUAUUGUGUGAAACCUUUGGCUACGAUAUUGCUUUGAAUUGCCUAAAUUAUGAUUUUUUUCAAAUAAAACCGUAUACUUUAUCGAUGGUGUUGAUCUAUUAUUACUGCUCGAAAUGUUUGCUUCGUUUGAGAAAAAUAGACUACAAAGGAGAGAUGGAGAGAGAGAAGAAAAAAAAGAGAAAAAAUUAAAGAAAGAAAAGCACGUAAAGCGGUUUUGUCGGACAUGCAAGCCGCGCAAACAAAGUUUUAUGUGGGACACGUGACCGACUCGAAAGGCAAUUAGGUAACUGUAUAAUCCCGACCGCUCAUACAUUUUUUCUCGGCACGCGAACUCAGAGAUCGGAACUCAAUGCUUCCUUCUUUCUGUUCUCUUUCUUUUUUUUCUUCUCUGCUUUUUUUUUGCUUUACUAUAUAGCGGCACCUCCCUCUUCUCAUGCUUCCAUUCGUCUUACAAAUAAAAUCUCUUCUUCGAGAUCUCCUCGUUUUAUACUUUAAAGCGUACGACUGCUUCAAUACCGUUAACUAAAAUCAUCAGCCUGCUUCGACCCAGUGACCAUUCUCUUUCUCUCAACAAGAUCUUCGAUCCGAUCGAGAACGUCUUAGUAGUAGUUGUCGAGUGUGAAAAACGAUCGUUUAUGUAUGCACUAUAGAUAAAACGCCAAGUUUACGGGACGGUCAAAAAAUUCAUGAUAAAUCGAUAAUUCAUAAAAUAUUUAACAAAUUUACUAUACUUCAAUUUAAUCAAUUAAAUUUUAUGCUUUAAUUAAUUAAAAACUAUUCCGAUUAAAAAAUCUUCGUCGAUGUAUAUUUCAUAUUAAUUAAUUUAAUUUACGUAUUAAUAUGUAUUAAGUUAAUUUACGUAUGUACGUUAUUUACGUUGAAGUACGUUAUGUCGUUAUACAUAUGUGUAUAAUAGAUUGCUAUGGUUAAAUGAAAAAUUGUAAAAAGUUUGUCUGGUAUCCGUGCAUAUUACUAUCGAGAAAACUAUCAAUGUAUUAACUCAAUUUAAUAUUACCUAUAUCUAUACACACAAAAAGAAAUAAAAAGAUGGCAGACGUCAUGCAUAUGCAUAUGCGAUGUCCUAGAAAAUAUGACAAAUAGAAAAUAACCGAAAAAAUUUAUAUAAGACUCACAUAUGCAACAAACACCAAAUCCAAGAGCACAUGGUCCAUAUGAUUUUCCGUUUUGAAUACGACAAUGGUACGUGUUCAUGCAUAUCCCACGUCGUCGUUUAUCCGAAGAUAAACACUCUUCUUCUACUGGGAUAGGAAAAAAGUUGAGAACUAAAAAAAAUUAAAAAGUAAACAUAAGUGAAUGAUAAAUGAAAGAUUACAAUAAACAAUCAUGUUCAACACAUUUCCAAAUUCUUUUUAUCAUAUUCAAUUAAAAAUGCUCCAGAAAGAUCUUUUCAUUUAAAUUAAAUAAAUAUUUUUUAAUAAAUUCAUUAGAAAAUUCUUAUCUAAUCUUUCCUAUGAACUCACCCCUGGAACGUAUUUUUAAAUCAAGCAUCUCUGCUUGUUUGGUUCCCCAACCGAAUAAAUUCAACGACCAUCCACAAGUGUUUACUGAAAAUGACAACAGAAGACCGCAAACGAUUGCGAAAAGUCCUCUGGACUUUCGCAUUGCUCCUAAUCACAAAAAUGAUCGUUCUGUCCUUUUAUGCUCUUAUUAAUCAAUAAUGAAAUCCGAGAAUAUCGAUCAAUCACCGAAAACAUCGAUACACCUACGACUCUUUCAUGAAAUUUUAAAGAUCGUAGGAACGGACGAAAGACCGGCUGAUCAACCGACCGACUGACUGACUGACUGUUGUAAGUCCCGUAGGAACUUCAUAUAAGACCCCUCUACAAUCAUCUUUGCUGAUACUGUUACAGUCGUUAUCCUACUAUCCAUGUACUUUUCCAUUUCUGUAAAGACAGAUAUAUUAUAUAAGAUGAAAUAUAUAAUAU